Molecule: messenger RNA, 1095 nt
Organism: Fulvia fulva
Lineage: Eukaryota; Fungi; Ascomycota; Dothideomycetes; Mycosphaerellales; Mycosphaerellaceae
Product: Disulfide-isomerase
Exons: 2
Coding region: 1-1095 (364 amino acids)
Biological process (GO): protein folding
Cellular component (GO): endoplasmic reticulum
Molecular function (GO): protein disulfide isomerase activity
Source: RefSeq, a predicted model, not a curated record
AUGCGCUCCUCCACCAUCUUCACAACGGCACUGGCUGCCAUCACCGCUUCAGCGUCUGCCGUCAUCGACCUCAAGCCCAACAACUUCGACACCCUCAUCACCAACUCUGGCAAGCCGGCCCUCGUCGAAUUCUUUGCUCCGUGGUGUGGCCACUGCAAGACUCUUGCUCCCGUCUACGAAGAGCUCGCCACAUCCUUCGAGUUCGCCAAGGACAAGGUCACAAUCGCAAAGGUCGACGCCGAUGCCGAGAAAGAGCUGGGCAAGAAGUAUGGCAUCCAAGGUUUCCCGACAUUGAAGUGGUUCCCUGGCGAUGGAGGCAAGUCGGAACCUGAGGACUACAAGAGUGGACGAGAUCUCGAGAGCUUGACUGCUUUCAUUACCGAGAAGACGGGUGUCAAGCCAAAGGCCGCCAAGAAGGCCGCCACCUCUGUGGUAUCAUUGACCGACUCGAACUUUGAUGAGGAGGUCAAAGACAAGGAUGUUAUUGUUGCUUUCACCGCACCAUGGUGUGGACACUGCAAGAGCCUCAAGCCCACCUGGGAAAAGGUCGCCACCGACUUCGCCUCCGAAGACGGCGUCACAAUCGCCAACAUCGACUGCGAAUCCCCCACCGCCAAAGCCACCGCCCAGCGAUUCGGCGUCAAGUCCUACCCCACCAUCAAGUUCUUCCCCAAGGGCGAUCUCAAGGGCGAAGACUACAGCAGCGGCCGCACCGAAGAAGCCCUCGUCACUUUCCUCAACGAGAAGGCUGGCACUUUCCGCGCUCCAGGUGGCACUCUCAACAACCUCGCCGGCGUCAUCCCAUCCCUCGACACUGUUCUUGCCACUCUCAAGGAUGGCGGUGACAAGGCUUAUGCAGAGCUGUACAAGCAGACUGGUACCUUGAAGGACAAGUACGCCGAGUACUACGCCAAGGUUGGCAAGAAGCUGCAGGAGAAUGCCGGAUAUGUUGAGAAGGAGCUUACAAGGCUGCAAAACAUGAUUGCCAGGGGCAACCUUGCGCCAGAGAAGCUUGAUGACUUGGUCAGCCGCAGCAACAUUUUGAAGAAGUUCAAGGGCGAGGAAGUGGAUGAUGACGUCAAGAGCGAGCUUUAA